Molecule: messenger RNA, 3665 nt
Organism: Cheilinus undulatus (humphead wrasse)
Lineage: Eukaryota; Metazoa; Chordata; Actinopteri; Labriformes; Labridae
Product: platelet-derived growth factor receptor beta-like
Exons: 28
Coding region: 231-3323 (1030 amino acids)
Biological process (GO): cell surface receptor protein tyrosine kinase signaling pathway; angiogenesis; protein phosphorylation
Cellular component (GO): signaling receptor complex
Molecular function (GO): platelet-derived growth factor beta-receptor activity; platelet-derived growth factor binding; ATP binding
Source: RefSeq, a predicted model, not a curated record
GUGAGUCCUUGUUUCCAUUCGUCCUCCGUCUGGUAUGAACUCAGACCAGAGAGCAGAAGAAGAACGGAGAAACCAGGAGAAACUUCACAAAGAGGAAGAAAUAGAACAGAGGAAGGAGAGUGAAAAAGCAUCAUCAUCAUCAUCGUCAUCAUCAUCAGUCAUCAGGGCUAGACCAUUCCGAGCCCAGGACCUUCAUCAUGACAGAGUGACAGACAGGAUCAUUGGCCAGGAUGGUGACCAUCAGACAAAGAACAGGAAGUUUGUACAUGCUCCACUUCCUGUUGGGUGUGUUCCUACUUUGUCCUGAAGGGGGCGUAUCUCUGGAACUUCAGCCAUCAUCCUCCCAAGUGCUACUCCACACGAACUCCAACUUCUCUGUGGUGUGCUCUGGAUGGAGUCAUGUGACAUGGCGGCUUCCUCAGGACUUGCAAGUGGACGGUGUCUUUGUGGAUAACCAGGGUUCCAGUAGUGUUCUGCAGCUCUUUAAUGCCACCUGGAGGAAUUCUGGGAGAUACACAUGUGAGGAGGCAUCAACAUCUCAGAGCAGAGACAUUGAUAUCUUCAUACCUGGGCAAGGUGUGGAGGAAUGGUUCGUCCCCCUGGGUCCAGGUGUGGUGAUGAAGGAGUCUGAGGAAGACACCAUCCCUUGCGUGGUGUCUGACCCAAGGCUUAACGUUUCACUGUUCCAGCGACCCGGCAGGAUGCUUGUUACUGGGAUGACGUAUGAGCCAGGCCGUGGUUUCACAGGUCGUCUGAAUGACACGUCGUACAUGUGCUUGGCCUCCAGUGGAGACCAGAAGAAGGAGUCUCAGGUGUACCAUGUGUUCAGCAUCAUAGUACCUCAGCAGAUGGAGGUGGAGCUGGCAGCAUCUGGCGUGGUCUUGAAGAAGGGGGAGGAGCUGAUAGUGAAUUGCACCGUCAGAGACACAGAGCUAGUCUUCUUCUCCUGGGACUUCCCUCGCAGACAGGAAUUUGAGCCUCUCACAGAAUUUCUGCCUAAUCGGAUUCGUUCCGUCGUCAACAUCUCUACAGCAGCAGUGGAGGAUUCUGGUGUGUACAUGUGUGCAGUUCAAGAGACGACACAGGAAACAACUGUGAGGAAAAACAUCACUGUGACAGUUCUGGAACGGGGUUAUGUCUACCUGUGGCCCUCUACCGAGACCAACUUGUCAUCCCUCCUUCAUCACUCAGUGGAGUUCAGUGUGGAGAUCGACGCCCAUCCUGCCCCAUCAGUCCUCUGGACCAAUGAAAACCAGACCAUAGCCAUGGAAACCAAUUCUAUGACAACCACACACCUGAAAGGAAGCAGGUACAUCAGUACGCUGACGCUGGUUCGUGUUCAGAUGGAUCAGACAGGAAAUUACACGGUUACAGUUUCCAAUGACGAUGACAUCCAGGAGGUUGUGUUCAGCCUGGAGGUCAAAGCGCCACCAAGGAUCACAUCUCUGUCAGAGUUCAGUGGUAAAUCUGUGGUGUGCGUCAGUGUGGGAGCUCCGCCCCCCUCCAUCAGCUGGUACACCUGUCACAGCUCUCACAGGUGCACGAAUACAACAGGAGGCUGGAGGAGUGUGUCAUCAGAGGGUGGAGCUCUGCACGAGAACAUUACUCAGGUGGAGGGGAAGGGUGUCACUCAGGUACAGAGCAUUCUGACUCUGCAGAGCAUCGCAUCUCUGUCAGCUGUUCGCUGUGAAGCUAAGAACUCAGCAGGACGGAGAGCAAGAGAUCUGAGGAUCGUCUCCGCCUCUCUGCUCUCUCAGGUUGCCGUGUUGGCAGCUGUUUUGGUUCUGGUCAUCUUGGCGAUCAUCUUCCUCAUCAUUCUCAUCAUCGUCUGGAGAAAAAAACCUCGUUAUGAAGUUCGUUGGAGGGUGAUCGAGUCGGUGAGUCCUGAUGGUCAGCAGUACACGUACCUGGACCCCACCCAUCUACCCUACAACUCUGCCUGGGAGAUCCCCCGAGACCACGUCGUUCUUGGUCAGGUGUUGGGUUCAGGUGCAUUUGGUCGUGUCGUUGAGGCGAACGUCUCUGGUCUGGUUCACUCUCAUUCUUCGACUAAAGUGGCGGUGAAGAUGGUCAAACCCAGUAGUGGUUCUGUUCAGUCUCUGAUGUCAGAGUUGAAGGUUCUGGUUCAUCUUGGUCCUCACCUAAAUGUCGUCAACUUGCUUGGAGCCUGCACACGAGGAGGCCCCCUCUAUCUGAUCACUGAGUUCUGUCGCCAUGGUGACCUGGUAAACUACCUGCAGAGGAACAAACACACCUUUCUCCAGAGAGACACUCACACCAAGAGCGACAGUGAUGGUGGUUAUAUGGACAUGACCAAAGAGGAGACUGAUCAGUACGUGGCCAUGAAGGAGCUAAGCUAUGCCGACAUCCAACCAGCCGCCGUCUACGAGACACCGUACACACCACCAGAUCAGCAGGAGGCGCCGCUGGUCCUCUCGGACUCCCCUCUCCUCAGCCUCCCCGACCUCCUCAGUUUCUCCUUCCAGACCGCUAAGGCCAUGGACUUCCUGUCAUCCAGAAACUGCAUUCACAGGGACCUGGCAGCAAGGAAUGUCUUAGUGUGCGAGGGGAAGCUGUUGAAGGUGUGUGACUUUGGUUUGGCUCGAGAUCUGAAAAAGGAGAGCGACUACAUCGCACGAGGAAAUAGCUUCCUGCCGGUGAAGUGGAUGUCUCCUGAGAGUAUCUUCCAGAACAUCUACAGCUCUCAGAGUGAUGUCUGGUCCUAUGGAGUCCUGCUGUGGGAGAUCUUCUCUCUGGGUACUAGUCCAUACCCUGACCUCCCGAUGACUCAGGAGUUUUUCUCUUCCCUGAAGAGAGGAUACAGGAUGAGUCGCCCUGACCAUGCCCCUCAGGACAUCUUUGACCUGAUGAAACUUUGUUGGGAGGAGAAACCUGAAGAUAGACCAUCUUUCUCCUCAUUGGUCGUCUCUGUGGGAUACAUGCUAAAUGACGAUUACAAAAAGCGGUACGAUCAGCUGACUGACAUCUUCCUGAGCAGUGACAGUCCGGCUGUUGUUCGAUCCAGAAUGAGUUCAUCUAGAUCUGCUCCGAUAAACACAGACGGAGGCUCCACCCCUACUGUAAAUGUUCCUAACCUGGAAGCGGAGCCAGUGGAGGCUGGCCCCUCCCAUGGCACUUACAUCAUACCCAUUAGUGAUAUCACCAUAGAGACCAGCGGGGGCGCUGUGCUGGACGCAGACAGCCCCGUGAUCUCAGAGUCUCAGGAUUGCCCACAAACAGAGAUGUCAUCAGAGACCAGACAGGAAGCUGAGCCAUCCUCUUCCUCCUGCAGGCAUGAUGAAGAUGAGGAGAGCUGUCUUUAGACUGCCUUCCAGGCAAAGCUGAGGGUUAAAUUAACCCACAGACAGAUGGACAUUCAGUAAUAAAAACACAACUGACAUCAGCAGAAAGGACAUGUUUGAUGGGUUAUUCUGCCCUCCGUUUAGACUGACAGGCUGAUGAAUGAACAGUUCUGUUUAUUUUUUUUAUAGACCAGGUGAUUUUUAGAGUGCAGCGGGUCCUGAUUCAUAUGUAGAGCUUCAUCAUAUCCAGCUUCAUCAUGUAGCGUUAAUCUGAUUUUUGUGUAAAUCAGUUUGAUAUGAAUGUUUCUUAUUAAUGUUUCUUAUCUGCUUUAUGAUUAUUCACCCAGCUUUAACUCUUUAAUA